AGAAGACGGACUACCUGCGCUGGUUUGCUGGAAGUGACACCUGAGGCUCGGGACAGGAGCAGGAGACGUGGGACAAGAGACGACUUAAUUUGAAGUGUUGCUGCUGUAUUGUGCUGUCUGAGGGGGAGAGGAUGUCUCUGAAUGAAGAGGGUUAUGUUGUCCGGAUCAGAGGACUACCCUGGUCCUGCACACAGGAGGAGGUUGCCAGUUUCUUCUCAGACUGUGACAUCGUUGGGAAAGUGAAUGGAGUGUGUUUCACCUACUCUAAAGAAGGCCGUCCCAGUGGAGAGGCAUUUAUUGAGCUUAUAACGGCAGAGGAUUUCAAGAAUGCCCUUUCCAAGGACCGUAAAUACAUGGGACACAGAUACAUAGAGGUGUUCAAGUCUAACCGCAGUGAAAUGGACUGGGUGCUGAAGCGUAGCGGUCCUGCCGACUAUGACAGCUGUAGUGGCUGCAUGCUGAGACUCAGAGGCCUUCCCUUUGGUUGUAGCAAGGAGGAGAUUGUUCAGUUUUUCUCAGGGUUGAGAAUCGUGCCAAAUGGGAUUACUCUGCCAGUGGACUACCAGGGGAGGAGCACAGGGGAAGCCUUCGUGCAGUUUGCCUCAAAGGAGAUAGCAGAAAAGGCUCUGGGGAAACACAAGGAAAGAAUAGGGCACAGGUAUAUAGAGAUUUUUAAGAGCAGUCGUAAUGAAAUCAGAGCCUACUAUGAGCUGCCCCGGCGUGGGAUGGGAGCCCAGAGACCAGGCCCAUACGAUAGACCCAUGAUGGGAGGCCCCAGAGGAGGCUUUUUCGGGUCAGGGCCUGGCCGUGGUGGGGCUCUGAUGGACACAAUGAGGAGCGGAGUUAGCUACGGAGGUGGUUACGGCGGCUUUGACGGCUACAAUGGUUUCAACAACUACUGUUUUGGAAACGGCAUGUUUGAUGAGCGAGUGAGAGGAGAAAGGGGAGGACGAGGCAUGGCCAGCCAAGGUUACAGUGGUCAAGCCGAUGGCUGUUCAGGGUUCCAUUUUGUCCAUAUGAGAGGGUUACCUUUCCGCGCCACAGAGGGAGACGUUGCUAAAUUCUUCUCUCCUUUGAAUCCACUGAGGGUCCACAUCGACGUGGCUCCUAACGGCAAGUCAACAGGAGAAGCAGAUGUGGAAUUUCGCUCCCUUGAAGACGCUGUGGCAGCCAUGUCCAAAGACAAGAACCACAUGCAGCAUCGCUAUAUUGAGUUGUUCCUAAACUCAACAUCCAGUGGGGCUGCUGAGAUGAGUACGUUGUCUUUCCCUUUCGUUAUAAAUAAAGUUAAUAAACUUCAUUCGUUUUGGCGAGUAAAUGAAUUUGUACAAAAUGAUGAUCUGAAUGUCAAAACAUCGACCUGUCUUUUUGAAAUUCUUUCAGGUCGCGGUGGUGGUGGUGGUUACUACGGUAACUCAAGUGGGGGCGGAGGCUCACGGAGCAGUGGACUGCGAGGUGCAUACUGAUGAUGUCAUCCCACUCCUCCAAAUAAUCCUGACGUGUGUCUCGUGUGUCUUUAGGCCGUUUGAAUUCAGUUUCCAAGCAGGAGAGCUGAUCUGAAGUCAGUCAUUGUUGUGAGAGUCUUUUAAAAAUAACAAUUGUAUAGCAGCUGCACUUCAACACCAGAUAUAUCAACAUGCACUAUCAAUACACCAUUCCUAAGGCACAUGGAGAACAAAACAAUUGAUCAAUAUUGAAAAGUUGGGGCUGUUGUCGGUGCCGACCGUGAUGGAUGGAUAUUCUGGGAGAUUCCUUGUUCAUCUUGUUUUAAAAAGAAGUUAUAACUCAGUUCAUGUUUUUUUCAAAUGAAAAAGUUAAUUAUCACCCAUGAUUUGAAUAAGAAAAAUCAAACGUUGUUUAUCAGAGCUUUGAAUAGUUUGAACUGAAUGUGUUAUUUUUCAGUGACUUUGUUGGGAUGCACUUUAAAUAGUUAAGGCAAAAGAUGCUCAUCUGGAGGCACAGCAGGAAGUUGUCAAAACAUUACACAGCUCUGUGGACAAGAGUAAAGAUUUAUUUUGAAAUGUAUUUAGUUUAUUCUGGUUUCAACUGAUUCUUCAAACAUCUUUUUCAGCAGAACUUUUGUUGUUGCAGAUACAAACUGAGUUUCAUAUUCUCUUUCCUGCUUUGAACAGUUUGAUACAUGUGAGCCAGUGCGUGUUUUUUUAUGAAUGUUUUCACAGCUCAUUACAGAAUUGAAAACUAAGUUGAAUAUUCUACUCUCAAAGAGUGGAAGUAAAAUAAAUUCUCUAUAUUUGAGCUGUAAGAUGGCUUCUACAGCUGUUGUACAUUUUUGCUGAAUAAAUUUUCUAUUUAA
This is a messenger RNA of Labrus mixtus (cuckoo wrasse), 2314 nucleotides long. RefSeq names its product heterogeneous nuclear ribonucleoprotein H3 (2H9) (gene hnrnph3). The coding region runs from base 132 to 1466 and encodes 444 amino acids. Lineage: Eukaryota; Metazoa; Chordata; Actinopteri; Labriformes; Labridae. Gene Ontology annotation, biological process: regulation of RNA splicing. Gene Ontology annotation, molecular function: RNA binding. Gene Ontology annotation, cellular component: nucleoplasm; ribonucleoprotein complex. The record is from RefSeq and is a predicted model, not a curated record. The transcript has 10 exons.